This is a messenger RNA of Schistosoma mattheei, 813 nucleotides long. The record is from the annotation of a GenBank genome assembly. Lineage: Eukaryota; Metazoa; Platyhelminthes; Trematoda; Strigeidida; Schistosomatidae.
AUGACUUUUAAGUGUCCACCAUCUCUUCAACUUGAAACAGAUGCAAAACGGCCAAAGGUCAGCGCUGAUCACAUAUCCGCAUUUUCUGACACUUCAUCCGAUGUUGGUGAUCUCGAAGAUUUUUCACGUCUUUUCAAUACACUGGACUCGUGGGAUUCGGAAACAAGCAAUGGGCCUACUACUUUUGGAGCAAAUGAAGUGACUGAGACUACUGUCCCUCAACUUACUGUUUUUCUUGAAAAACGUGCUCUAAGCAACCAGGAAGCUCGAAAUAAUUUCCCUGAACAACCUAAGCGUUUUAUGCAGGCAGAAUUGGAACUACAAGGAACACUAGAGGAGAUGCAGGUGCUUGCAGCCAAUCCAGAAUUAUACCCAAUCUUAGCAGAACAAACACGUCCCAUAUCAUUAUUGUUAGGUUUAUUAGCUCAUGAAAAUACAGAUAUUAAUUUAUCUGUUAUUGAUCUGUUGCAUGAAUUACUUGAAUCUAGUUGUUUACAAGAAGCUGGAUUAGAUAAAGUUAAUCAAUUUUUAGAAGUUUUGUUUUCUGGACAAUUGAUACAAUCACUUAUACAGAAUAUUUCACGUUUAGAUGAGACGAAGAAAGAUGAAGCUGACGGUGUGCAUAAAACACUCGGAAUUGUUGAAAGUUUACUAGAAAUUCGUCCGGAUAUGAAUGUGAUAAUGGCAAAUCAAGGUUUAUUUGAAUGGCUUUUACGACGUUUACAAAAACGUCCAGUAUUUGACAAAAAUAAAUUAUACGUUAGUGAGCUAUUAUCAGUCGCAUUACAAAUGGAUGAAGCUAAUCGUCUUUAA